AUGGACCCUCGGAUCAGUGCGAUGAGAGCCAUCCAGUCUGUAGGGCGCCCCCCCGUAGCCGCUACUCCCAGUCUUGAAGAGCCACUCUCUCCAGGCUUCGAUGUCCACGUAGCCGCUCGGUCGACGUCGUGGUCAACAUCGCAUACUGGCUCACCGGCCUCGCCACGACUCUCUACCGAGCACCACCUACGUCCUUUCUCUUGGGAAUUCAAGCUGUUUCACCAUUUCACAGUUGCUACAAGCCAUACACUGCCUGGAAGCCACAUACCAAGCGUCAAAGACUGCUGGUCGGUGCAGGUCCCUCCAUUAGCGGUCGAUUAUGAGCCGCUGAUGUACGGCCUUCUUGCAUUGUCCGCACUCCAUAUGAUAUCAACGGGAUGCGAGGACCCAGAGCUUAUACGCUGUCGUGAUCAUUAUCUAGACGCUACGCUCCGAGCGCACCGUCAGGGACUGACUGGACUGCGAAAAGAGACCGCUGAUGCGGCCUGUUUCGCGUCCAUCAUCCUGAUGGUGGACACAUUUGCUGCCUUGCAUGGUCGGCCCCUCGAUCCAUAUGAGCCUCCAGUCUCUGACCUGCGAAUCGCUCGAGGCGUCCGCGUUGUGUUCCAAGCAGCAUGGGAACACAUCAAGGACGACCCCGACGCCAGCGCCAUGAUCAUCGUCAGAACUUUUACUUCGUCGUCAGGAGUUUCCGAAUCAAUCAGCCAGGCUGACAUCGGUCCUUUCUCCAAGAUUCUGGAGGAUCAAACUCAACUUGAAGGAGACACUCCUCAGGAUAUCGAAUCGGAUUUGCUACAUGUAUACCCUAAGGCUCUUCGACACAUUCGAUCUAUCCAGAAUGCCGUCCGCUCGCGCGAACAUCCAAUGGUGCUGUGCCGAAUCAUCAUGUCCUUUGCGGGCCUAGUUCCGGAGAGGCUCCUGGACUGUGUCGAAGAAAGAAGGCCCCGUGCUCUGAUUAUAUUGGCUCACUACUUCUCGCUUGCUUCGAAUGCACGCGAGGUCUGGUGGAUCGGCGAGUCUCCAGGACGAGAGGCGGCUGCAGUUCGCGAGGUCAUACCAAGUAAAUUCUUGCACUUGUUAGGUGAGAUGGAAUAG
Thyridium curvatum is the source of this 1095-nucleotide messenger RNA. RefSeq lists its product as uncharacterized. The coding region runs from base 1 to 1095 and encodes 364 amino acids. Gene Ontology annotation, molecular function: DNA-binding transcription factor activity, RNA polymerase II-specific. The transcript is spliced from 2 exons. Gene Ontology annotation, biological process: regulation of transcription by RNA polymerase II. The record is from RefSeq and is a predicted model, not a curated record. Lineage: Eukaryota; Fungi; Ascomycota; Sordariomycetes; Thyridiales; Thyridiaceae.